Messenger RNA from Pseudogymnoascus destructans, 885 nucleotides. RefSeq names its product H(+)-transporting V1 sector ATPase subunit D (gene VMA8). Gene Ontology annotation, molecular function: proton-transporting ATPase activity, rotational mechanism. The record is from RefSeq and is a predicted model, not a curated record. Lineage: Eukaryota; Fungi; Ascomycota; Leotiomycetes; Thelebolales; Thelebolaceae. Gene Ontology annotation, biological process: vacuolar acidification. Gene Ontology annotation, cellular component: vacuolar proton-transporting V-type ATPase complex; fungal-type vacuole membrane. The transcript is spliced from 7 exons. The coding region runs from base 283 to 885 and encodes 200 amino acids.
UCUGAAAAUGUCGGGAGCUACGGACCGAGAGGCUGUCUUCCCUACGAGGCAAACGCUGGGGUUGAUGAAGGCCAAACUCAAGGGAGCCGAGACAGGUCACAGUCUCUUAAAGCGCAAGAGCGAGGCAUUAACGAAGUAUGUAUUCCUUACCUUGUGGUCUUCAACUUAGCUAACAGCAGACUCCAGACGUUUCAGAGGUAGCAUCUAACGAGUCGCAUCUCGAUACUCCGCUGAUACUCCUUGCUAGAGAUAACCCGUCGAAUUGACGAAGCCAAGCGCAAAAUGGGACGAGUUAUGCAGAUAGCGGCAUUUUCACUUGCAGAAGUAACUUAUGCUGUUGGCGGCGAUAUUGGUUACCAGGUUCAGGAGUCUGCUAAAUCUGCACGCUUUCGUAUCCGAACAAAGCAAGAGAAUGUUUCUGGCGUUUUCCUGCCUGCUUUUGAAAGCUAUACAACGGAAGGAAACAACGAUUUCGGAUUGACGGGUUUAGGAAAGGGGGGCCAGCAGGUCCAAAGGUGCAGGGAAACGUACGCCCGAGCUGUUGAGACGCUGGUUGAACUUGCCAGUUUACAGACAGCUUUUGUGAUAUUGGAUGAGGUUAUCAAAGUUGUAAAUCGCAGAGUGAAUGCCAUUGAACAUGUCAUCAUUCCGCGUACUGAAAAUACGAUUAAAUAUAUUAAUUCCGAGCUCGAUGAGCUGGAUAGAGAAGAAUUUUAUCGGCUUAAGAAGGUUGCGAACAAGAAGCAAAGAGACGUCGCCGUAGCCGAUGCUGAGAUGGCAGCAAGAAGGGAAAAAGACAACGCUGCUAACGACGGCGGCGACGACGGACUCUCGGGCAAUGCGGAUAUUCUUGGGGAGCAAGAAGAUGCGGACGUCAUCUUCUGA